CAAUACUUAGUAAUGGCGCAGGACUUUUUAGCUGAUAAUAAUCUAUGUGGGCAAACUAUACUACGUUUAGUAAGCAGAGGUAACGCAGUAAUUGCAGAACUUCUACGAUUGUCGGAUUUCAUUCCCUCUGUGUUUAAACUGGAAAGCAAAGCUGAGCAACUUAAAUACGGUUCUAUUGUCUCUGACUUUAGUUACUUUCGUGGCAUCGAAUAUUACGAAAACAAGAUAGACCAAAGCACGCAGCUGCAAGAUAUAGACGAAGAGUUCCGUGAAAAUAAUCUCCCGAUAUUAACGAGGUUCUAUCUGGCAUUUGAAAGCAUUCAUAAAUAUGUGGUGGAUUUGAAUAGAUUCUUGGAAGAAUUAAAUGAAGGGGUUUAUAUUCAACAGACGUUGGAAUCUGUGCUGAUCAACCAGGAUGGUAAACAACUGAUGUGUGAAGCGUUGUUCCUUUAUGGGGUGAUGCUCCUUACCAUUGAUAUGAAGAUUGAAGGAUUAAUAAGAGAGAGAAUGUUGGUGUCUUAUUAUAGAUACAGUGGGGCAGCCAGAGGUGCGGGAUCCGACAGCAACAUCGAUGAUGUUUGCAAACUGUUAAGGUCUACUGGUUACUCCAACACCCUUGGUUCUAAGCGACCCCCGAACUACCCCGAGGCUUACUUUGCGAGGGUGAAUGUGAACCCUGUAUUUGUGAGCAUGGUGCUUGGAAGGCUAAGGUCGGAUGAUGUGUAUAGUCAGGUGUCGGCAUACCCCCUCCCAGAGCACCGAAGUACUGCCCUUGCCACCCAAGCCUCAAUGUUGUAUGUGUGUUUGUAUUUUGAUCCAGACAUACUACACACACAACAAGCUAAAAUGAGGGAAAUCGUGGACAAAUUCUUCCCUGAUAAUUGGGUGAUCAGUGUAUACAUGGGUACCAUAGUCAACCUUAUAGAGGCAUGGGAACCUUACAAAGCAGCCAAGGUUGCCCUGCAGAAUACACUGGAAGUGGGAAACUGUAAGCAACAUGCAGUGAAACAUGCACGGCAACUUCAAAAGUCGUUUAAAGACGUCGACCAUUUUCUUAAAGAAGGUGUUCUAACAUCGGACUAUAUGUUGGAUAAUAUACCAAGGCUGAUGAACUGUCUUCGCGAAUGCAAUGUCUGCAUAAGAUGGUUAAUGCUACACUCUAUUGUAACAGGUAGCGAAUUGAUAAAGAAAUGCAAACAACUCCGUGAACUUGUACUGACCACUACCACUGUUAAACAAGCCAAUAUAUUUCAAUUGCUACUUCAUACAGCUCAGUUGGAACUUAAAUUAAAAGAGAUGUUCAAGAAGAUGUUGGCUGACAAGGAGAUGACUUGGGAUCGUUGUAAGAAGGAAGGAGUUGAAAGAAUGGACGAACUCGCUGAAGUUUUCUCGGGUUCCAAACCUCUUACAAGGAUAGAGAAGAAUGACCAACUGAAGUCGUGGUUCGAGCAGAUGUCACGUCAAAUAUCCUCGCUCGAUUAUUCUGACUCUACCUCCGCUGGUAGGAAGAUGGUGCAACUGAUGCAAGCAUUGGAGGAGGUACAGGAGUUUCAUCAACUGGAAAAUAAUCUACAGGUUCGUCAGUUUCUCGCUGACACCCGAGGAUUCCUACAUCAGAUGAUAAGGACCGUCAACAUCCAGGAGGAAGUCCUCAUCACUCUAGAGAUCAUCGCCGAUUUAUCUUACGCGUGGAUGGUGAUGGAUCAAAAUUAUACCAGCAACAUGCAAGAAGGGAUCAAACGGACUCCAUCUUUGGUCAUUAAACUGAGAUCAACUUUCCUCAAGCUUGCGUCAACAUUGGAAUUGCCAUUGUUGAGAAUUAAUCAGGCUAACAGUAGUGACCUUAUCAGUGUCUCUCAGUAUUAUUCUGGGGAAUUGGUGGCUUAUGUUAGAAAGGUGCUCCAGAUUAUACCCCAAACAAUGUUUGGACUUCUGGCACGCAUCGUUAAAAUACAAACCACACAAAUACAUGAACUUCCCACAAGGUUGGAGAAAGAUAAGAUGAGAGAAUAUGCACAGCUUGAUGCAAGAUAUGAGGUUGCCAAGUUAACGCACGGAAUCUCAGUGUUCACUGAAGGCGUACUGAUGAUGAAAACUACAUUGGUUGGAAUUAUUAAAAUCGAUCCGAAACAAUUGCUUGAAGAUGGCAUACGUAAGGAGCUGGUUAUGCAGGUUGCUCAUGCUAUGCAUAAGAUGCUCAUAUUUAACCCUAAAGCUAAGACAAGUGAAUUGUUUCCAAAACUUCAAACUUUAUCGCAAACCAUGGAUGCUUACAGGAGAUCAUUCGAAUAUAUACAGGAUUAUGUUGAUAUUUAUGGAUUGAAGAUUUGGCAAAAGGAGAUGCUUCGUAUUAUAAACUACAAUGUAGAGCAGGAAUGUAACAGUUUUUUGCGCCAAAAGAUCCAAGAUUACGAGAGUUUAUAUCAAUCCAAAGAUAUCCCGGUACCCCGGUUUCCCCCCGUUGAUGGAUCCGUUAAUUUCAUCGGUCGUCUCGCUAGGGAAACAUUAAGAAUAACUGACGGAAGAACAACAUCGUAUGUUGAUUUGUUGGGAACUUGGUAUGAUGUGAAAACUAAAGUUGAAGUUGCUGAUACCAAGCUGUUUACAAGGAUCCAGGAAGCACUUGGUGUGUAUGGGUUGUCUGGAUUAGAUCGCUUGUUCAGUUUCAUGGUUGUUCGUGAACUACAGCAGUUCAUUAUGAUGGUACAACACAGUGUGUUGAAGGACAAAGCAUGGAUAGAUGUGUUGGGUUCCGUGCAUAAAACUAUAACUCCUCACCGCGAUGUAUUAGAAAAUCCGUCCAAGAUAUUUAACAGCGUGAACCAGCGUGCAAAUAAGGUGUGGCCGACUUUUAUCGAAGCAGCCAUGCGUAUCGGACAAAUUCAACUUAUUCGUCGACAAAUUGGAAACGAACUUAACUUCUCGUGCAAGUUCGAAUCCAAGUCACUCGCAUCCGGUGUUUAUACGAUGAACAAGGCGUUACUCACAGCAGUUGAAGCUCACUACAAAGACCCCGAGAAACCGUACCCCAACGAUGACUCCAUGAUGUUUGAACUAACUUCAUUUAUUGACGGGAUGGGGAUGGGAGAAGUUAUGAAGAAGAUUUAUAUUACUACUAAGCGAUUGUCUCACUUCUCCCUCCUUUGUUUCCUCUUCACAAUAACUCAACUACAGAAGUUACAAUACAGCAAACCACUUUGUGGAUUGGUCUGCAAAAAAGUGAACGACUCAGUCGACGCCCCUCCCUUUAUUAUCGGGAUGCUGACUUUGCUUCAACAAUUUCAUGCGAACGAAACGCAGAAAUUCAUAGAAAUGUUAGGACAAUAUCUGCGUUCGUGCAUUGCCGCCUCUAGUGGCAGCAGCAACAGAACAAGUGACCUCCCACCUGAAGCAAUCAACGUGGCCGCUUUUCUUGAGGAGUUUGUGUUUUAUGGAAAUAUUAAACGAAAGAUGGUGGAAGGCCACGUACCUGCUUAUAUUCUGGACGAUUUUCGCCGAGGUUUCUAGAACUAUCCAUUUAUUACAUCAUAGAGGAUCCAUUAUUACAUCAUAGAGUUAAACAAUGAUAAGUUACAUCAUUCAUAUAUUUAUCUUUUUUAAUCCUGGGAUAAAUUUUCCCAAAUUUCUAUAUCUUUGUUGUUAUAAUAUAUAUCUACACCAAUAUAUCAGUAAUUAUUACAUCCUGGGUGUUGGGGUAAUGAGCAAACUUUUGAUUAAAUCUCAGGUCCCAUGG
Molecule: messenger RNA, 3733 nt
Organism: Ciona intestinalis (vase tunicate)
Lineage: Eukaryota; Metazoa; Chordata; Ascidiacea; Phlebobranchia; Cionidae
Source: RefSeq, a predicted model, not a curated record